Molecule: messenger RNA, 1113 nt
Organism: Lodderomyces elongisporus
Lineage: Eukaryota; Fungi; Ascomycota; Pichiomycetes; Serinales; Debaryomycetaceae
Gene: CBF1
Product: Cbf1p
Exons: 1
Coding region: 1-1113 (370 amino acids)
Cellular component (GO): nucleus
Molecular function (GO): DNA-binding transcription factor activity; protein dimerization activity
Source: RefSeq, a predicted model, not a curated record
AUGAGUAAAAGAGAAGCCGACACAGAUCUCAAGGUAGAGUCCAAGGCAAGGAAAGUUGGUGAGGAUAUUGCUAUAGAUUCAGAGUUAAUGGCGCACCAUGAAAAGAAGGAUGGAGAGGAUAAAUCAGCUGGUGAAUACAAUCCUAGUGAAGUUCAUGCUGCUCAUCGUGCUGAAAAUGGAACUAGCAAUGAUGGUACAGCUGACGUUGCUGCAAGUACUGGUACUGCUGAUGCUGCUGCUGCUGCUGAUGCUGGCGCUGGCGCUGUUACUGAUGGUGCCAGUGCUGGUGCUGGUGCUGGUGCUGACGAUGCUAAUUCUGCUGCUGCCACAUCUGAAGCUGCCGUGGAUGCUGCCAAGACAGAAAAUUCUGGGAACGCCGUUAGCGAUGCCGCAACAACUCCUACUGCCACUACCUCGUCUGCUUCUGCAGUUGAUGUUGCAAAAGAGCAAGUAGAACAAGCUCAAAAACAACAGGCUUAUCACCAAAACUAUCUCAGGCAAAAUGCAGAAGCACACCAACAACAACAGCAACAGCAACAAGCUCAGCUUGCUCAGCAGCAUAAACAACACGAGGAGCAACUGCAACAACAACAAGCCCACGAGCAAUUACAAUCUCAUCAACAGCAACACCAGCAACAACAACAACAUCAACAACAUCAUCAUCAUCAACACCAACAUCAAUCGCCUCCACCACAACAGCUGUCUCCUCCGCAAGUCCGUGACUCUCCUCCUGUUGGCGUGCCAGAAACAACUUAUAGACAAAUGUUAAGUACCGAGAAGCCACAGCACGGUUCUGAAGAGUGGCACAGAUUAAGAAAAGCCAACCAUAAAGAAGUUGAGAGAAAGAGAAGAGAUGCUAUAAAUCUCGGAAUCAAGGAGCUUGCUGAGUUGAUUCCAACAAGAGAUACAAACAAGACCCAAAUCUUGCAAAGAGCAGUUGAAUAUAUCAAAAGAUUGAAAGAAAAUGAAAACAAUAAUAUUGAGAAAUGGACAUUGGAAAAAUUGUUGACCGAACAGGCCGUUUCUGAGUUGAGUGCUUCAAAUGAGAAGUUGAAGCAAGAGUUGGAAAGGGCCUAUCGUGAGAUUGAACAUUUGAAAGAGUCAAGAAAAUAG